Molecule: messenger RNA, 957 nt
Organism: Penicillium malachiteum
Lineage: Eukaryota; Fungi; Ascomycota; Eurotiomycetes; Eurotiales; Aspergillaceae
Product: N-acyl homoserine lactonase family protein
Exons: 3
Coding region: 1-957 (318 amino acids)
Source: RefSeq, a predicted model, not a curated record
AUGACUUUGAUCUCUCCUCUCUUCAACCUUGGAGACAUACAAAACUUGCAUCUGAGUGCGUUCUACUUCACUAUUUUCGAAAUGGCAGCUACAAACCAUGUCCCUACGCUCGCAUCCGCGGCUAUCCCGUCAUUUAACUGUCCACCGGGGACAAAGAUGUACAUUUUAAACCUAGGAACACUCGAAGCAGAUGAAUCAUGGCUUCUUCGAGGUGUCAACGCGAGCACACUUAGCAAUCCGAACCCGGAACAUAAACGUCGUCGAUUAAUUCUUCUUUCAGCUCUGAUUGAGUACCCCGGUGUAGGACUCAUUCUCUAUGAAACCGGUUGUGCAGAGGAUAUCAAUGUUAAAUGGCCAGCACCUGUAACAGAUGUCUUCCCCCGAGUCGAGUACAAAGAAGAACACAAACUCCCAGCUGCAAUAAAAGCAUCAGGCCAUGACAUCAAAGACGUCAAAGCCGUGGUAAUAGGCCAUCUCCACCUCGACCAUGCCGGAGGCCUCGAGCACUUCAUGGACACUAAUAUCCCAAUCUGGGUACAUGAAGAAGAAUUCAAACACGCCUGUUGGGCUGUUGGCACAGGUGCCGACCUAGGCGUUUAUCUAGGGCACUACAUGUCUCUAGAGCGACUCAACUGGAAAACGUUCACGGAGUCCCAACUGGAUCUCUUUCAAGGGAUUAUCUUACAUCACUCGCCGGGACAUACGCCUGGAUUGUGUAUUAUGCAGGUAAAUCUCGAGAAGGAUGGGACGUUUAUUUGGACGACGGAUCAGUUUCAUGUGGUGGAGAAUUAUGAGUUGGGACAUCCGCAUGGGGGUCUGGCCAGGGACCAUAAUGCUUGGUAUCGGAGUUUGAAUAUGAUAAGGCGGUUGCAGAGGCUUUUUGGGGCUAGAUUGAUUUUCGGACAUGAUUGUGAGGUUGCGGGGGCGUUGAUGGCUGAGAAGAGCUUUUUUGAGUAA